Messenger RNA from Fundulus heteroclitus (mummichog), 998 nucleotides. Its product is annotated as dickkopf-related protein 1-like. The transcript has 3 exons. The coding region runs from base 38 to 571 and encodes 177 amino acids. The record is from RefSeq and is a predicted model, not a curated record. NCBI's taxonomy places the organism in Eukaryota, Metazoa, Chordata, Actinopteri, Cyprinodontiformes, Fundulidae.
CGGUUUGCAGAGGAAGGUUGAGCUCAUCGAUCAGAGGAUGUGGAUCUAUCGCAGCAUCCUGUGUGUGUCUCUGGUUUGGGGUCUGGCUCUGGACUCAAACACCAUCAGAUCCUCCAAAGAAGCAACGCUGCAGAGCUCCGAGCUGCCGAGGGGGGGCUGCAGUAACAGAGCUGAGAGGAGACGCUCCAGCCCGGACAGGCAGACGGACCGACACCAAGUCAAAGACAGAUUCACCGGCAGCCUCAACGGAACCAAAGGUCCGGAGAUGUCCAGCUGUGUCCGCUCCGGCGACUGCGCCGCCGGCCUCUGCUGUGUCCGGUACCUGACGGGGAAACGGUGCCAGCGGAUCCCGCUGGAGGGCGAGGCCUGCCUCCUGCGCGGCGCCUCCAAGCUGCGCAGGAACCUGGGCCGCUGCGACUGCUCCGCCGGGCUGUCCUGCGCCGCGGCGGGCGGGCCGGACCAGGCUAAGAACAAGCGGCAAGGAGUGUGUGUGGUGCGGUCCGGAGAGGCCCAGAGGAAGACGAGGCACUCUGGGAAGAAGAAGAAGAGGACGGCUGAACGGAGCUGCUGAAGGAGCCCAGAGACUGAAGAGGAGCCUGGGAGGGGGUCCAAACUGAGGUCCUGGCCCCUCGCUGGCCCUCUGUGCAACCUUAGAGACACUUUCUGUUUCUUCUUCUCCUACUUUAUUUAGGAAAAAACCCAAAUAAGUCCCGUGGUUUAUGUGGGAGGCAGCAGGCCUGGACACUUUCACUGGAUGGACUAAAACUAACAGCUUCCUUCAUUUCAGCAUCUGGAGGCUGACAUCUAGUCUGCGGUCGGACGGAAAACCGGGGAAUGCUUAACUCUGGCACGGUUUACAGAUGUGUUCCUUAGAGAACUCAGAGUUAGGCUUUUAACGGGUGAUGAGCAGUGGCGCCUCCAAAAAUAUUACAUAGGGGUGGCCAGAUGGAGCCACUUAAACUAUUGGGGUGGCACUGAAACUAAAAGCUGUAAUUUCA